Molecule: messenger RNA, 2125 nt
Organism: Centropristis striata (black sea bass)
Lineage: Eukaryota; Metazoa; Chordata; Actinopteri; Perciformes; Serranidae
Gene: lrr1
Product: leucine rich repeat protein 1
Exons: 5
Coding region: 390-1655 (421 amino acids)
Molecular function (GO): protein binding
Source: RefSeq, a predicted model, not a curated record
CGCGCUAACGAGACGAGCCCUUCCAUGACGUCACUUCCCACGCGCGCGAGAUUAUGCUAACGGCUGCUAACGGCCAACUGACAACCGCAAACUAUCGUUUCACGGACUGUCAGGACCCGGUUAAAGUCACCGCUGCGGCCCACUAAAGGCUCGGUAUCCCCGCUGUAUGUGGCCGCUCCGACAGCCCUUCAGGUGCGGCCGCGGCUCGGCAGAGAGGGCUGGUCCGGUUGUUGACAUCCAUGAAGAGGACGGAUGUGUGUUGUGGACGUCACUUUGUCGCGGAAGUUUCUUUUUCCCUCUCUGGUAUGCGUUUAAAAACCCUUAGUUCACUCUGACUCGGCACUGAGCCGGACUUUAAGGGUGGUUUUUUAUUUUAGGACUCAUUUGCGAUGAAGCUGCAGUGUGAUGUCGAGGUGGUGAAUCGGCUGCUUCCCUCGUUUGGGAUGAAAAGUCGAGGGAAGGGGACGAGAGCCGUGCUGUCCAUCGGGAAACAUUUGGACAAGACGAGUCAAAGGAGCAACAUUUACAUGAUGAUCUGCACAGCCAGAGACAGAGCAGGCUGCAAGUACAAGCUAAAAGACAACAUAGAGAAGUUCUUCACUUGGUUUGUGGAGGAAGGAAAAGCCACUGUGAGACUAAAGGAGCCUGCUGUUGACAUUUGUUUGAGCAAGGCCGAUGCAAACAGCUUAAAGAACUUCCUCUCAGCUGCUCGUCUGGCACACAGAGGAAGUGAAGCGAGCAGCCUUCCUCUCUCCACGCUCACUCCUGUCCGCGCCAGAGACGUGGAGCAGCCCAAGAAGAAGCUCACCAUUGUCUCCAAGAAGGAUUACCCCCUCACCUCCAACUUCCCCUACUCUCUGGAGCAGCUGCAGGUGUCCUACUGCAAACUGUCACGGGUGGACAUGCGGAUGCUGUCGCUCAAAGCGCUCCGCAAGCUAGACCUCAGUAACAACCACAUCAAGAAGCUCCCCGCCACCAUCGGUGACCUCAGCUGCCUCUCUGAACUCAUCCUCCACAACAACCACCUGGAAGCCUUCAGCCAGGCCCUGUGCCUGUCCACCCUGCAGCGGACCCUCCAGCUGCUGGACCUCAGCCAGAACCGCCUGCAGUCCCUCCCCGCUCAGUUCUGCCAGCUCAGAGAACUAGUGAACCUCAAACUGGACGACAAUGAGCUCGUCUGUCUGCCGUUCCACAUCGGCCGUCUCUCAAAGUUGAGGUUCCUGUCGGCGGCGCAUAACCAGCUAGCUGUGUUGCCCAGCGACUUCCGUAAGCUGAGCCUGGAGAACCUGGACCUGUUUGGGAAUCCGUUUGUCCAACCGAACCCCCUUGACCACACAAUGAACCUUACAUUCCCCCUCCCGCUUCAAGAGCUGGCCUCCAGAGCCGUGGCCAACCUCAGGUUACCAUACGGACCUCACCUCAUCCCUGCCCACUUGUGUCGGGACCUCGAAGUAGCCAAGACCUGCGACUGCGGCCGCGUCUGCAUCAAUUUCUACAUCAAGACGGCCGUCAGCAUGAACCUGCACCAAGUCUCUCACACAGUGGUCCUGGUGGACGACAUGGGGGGCACAGACGCUCCGGUGCAGCAGCACUUCUGCUCCCUCUCCUGCUACUCAGAGUUUUUAGACAACUCCCUCCAGAGAGGAAUCAGAUGAGGAGGACUUUGGUUUGACAGGAAACACGCCAACUUCUGGAAAUUGCUGUGGGUUUUGCAAUACAUUGCAAGUUCUAAGACUGUCGGGGGGGAACAGCUUUCUGCCUUUAAAUGAAAGGACAAUAUUGACUCUGAUAAGCUUUUUGAAAAUGCUUCAAUCAGACGGUUUUACACUUCCAUUCAACUUAAAAUGCACUUACCUGCUCCAUCUAUAACUGAGUGGCAUUGACUUUAUCAUAGUGGGAAGCACAAAUGUUAUACAUCCUCCUCCCUGUUCUUGCUGCCUCUUGGAGCACGCUGCAGGCUCCCCUUCUUCUACCAGGCAGGGGAAUAUAAAAAAACUAGAUGAUUAAGAGUUUUUUUCUGAACAGUGCCUCAGGGUCUGUGAGCGCUGGCUAAAUGGAGUUGGCUUUUACUGUUCUAAUGACCCACAGUUUUUAUAUACAUGUGAAAACUUCAAUAAAAGAAAAG